CUAUCAAACUUUUCCUCUCCAAGUAGGCAACUAUGCCUCUCCUAGCGCACAAUAUCAUAAAAAGAGACCUCACUCUCACUCUAUGCCUAUAUAAUACUCCUUAGAUGCAUAAAUCUUUCAAUCAAUUUGCAUCUGAUCAGAACAAAAAGCAAAAGAGAUGGCUUUAACCAAAGAGAGAGAAAUGGAGAUUCCAGUUAUUGAUUUUGGUGAACUGGAUGGAGAAAACAGAAUGAAGACUAUGUCACUACUUAAUCAUGCAUGUGAUAAGUGGGGCUUUUUCAUGGUUGAUAAUCAUGGAAUUGAUAAAGAACUGAUGGAGAAAGUGAAGAAGAUGAUUAACUCUCAUUAUGAGGAGCAUUUGAAAAAGAAGUUUUACAAGUCAGAGAUGGUCAAGGCUUUGAGUGAAGGCAAAACCUCAGAUGCAGAUUGGGAAAGCAGUUUCUUCAUUUGGCACAAGCCAACUUCAAACAUAUACACGAUCCGAAACAUUUCAGAUGAACUCAUCAAGACGAUGGAUGAAUAUAUUUUACAACUUCACAAGUUUGCAGAAAGACUCUCCAACUUCAUGUGUGAAAAUCUUGGUCUUAAUCAAGAAUACAUAAUGAAUGCAUUUUCUGGUCCAGAAGGUCCAGCUUUUGGGACAAAAGUGGCUAAAUACCCAGAAUGUCCUCGUCCUGAGCUCAUGAGAGGACUUAGAGAACAUACCGAUGCUGGAGGAAUCAUAUUGCUCUUACAAGAUGAUCAAGUGCCUGGUCUUGAAUUCUUGAAAGAUGGGAAGUGGGUUCCUAUCCCGCCAUCAAAGAACAACACCAUUUUUGUCAAUACCGGUGAUCAACUCGAGAUACUGAGUAACGGGAGGUACAAGAGUGCUGUACACCGGGUAAUGACAGUGAAGGAUGGAUGUAGGCUGUCGAUAGCUACAUUUUACAAUCCAGCUGAUGAUGCCGUAAUAUCUACAGCGCCAGAGCUUUUGUACCCAAGUGGCUACCAGUUUCAAGAUUACCUUAAGCUUUACUCAACCACUAAGUUUGGAGAUAAAGGCUCCAGAUUUCAUACCAUGAAGAAAAUGGUGAGUGGUGAUUCCGUCUAGGAUGCAUCUGAAUGUAACAAUUAUGUAUUUCACAUGAAACUCUCUUCUUAUUAAACGUUGCCUUCUUCUUGUGUUUCCUUAUAAAAACAAUAACAAUUAUGUCACGAUCAUGCUGGUUCAGCUACUCUGAUUUAUUAAUAGAACGACCAGUUCAAAUUUU
This is a messenger RNA of Raphanus sativus (radish), 1250 nucleotides long. Its product is annotated as 1-aminocyclopropane-1-carboxylate oxidase 1-like. The transcript is spliced from 3 exons. Bases 158 to 1090 code for a protein of 310 amino acids. The record is from RefSeq and is a predicted model, not a curated record. NCBI's taxonomy places the organism in Eukaryota, Viridiplantae, Streptophyta, Magnoliopsida, Brassicales, Brassicaceae.